This is a messenger RNA of Dunckerocampus dactyliophorus (ringed pipefish), 2272 nucleotides long. It is a transcript of the gene slc25a1b, whose product is annotated as slc25a1 solute carrier family 25 member 1b. The transcript has 10 exons. Gene Ontology annotation, biological process: mitochondrial citrate transmembrane transport. The record is from RefSeq and is a predicted model, not a curated record. Bases 525 to 1493 code for a protein of 322 amino acids. NCBI's taxonomy places the organism in Eukaryota, Metazoa, Chordata, Actinopteri, Syngnathiformes, Syngnathidae.
GCACAAGUUUACUUUACUUUUAAGUACAAUUGUUAGGUUCCACAUAAACUACUGUACAGGUUGCUGAGCUGGCCCUCCUUAAAUAUUUGUGUAAACGUUUUGAAAGGGGUGAGGGAUGGUGUGAGGGUGCCACGCCACGCCCCGCCCCGCCCCGCAAGAACCCGACUCGACGUUAUCAGCCUGCAAGCACUGCCGAGCCAACUUUUGACUGUCAAAAGUCCACAACGAGAGCGAUACAAGUCCAAUGGUCAGGACCGCCUGCAAGUCCGGACGUCACAGUGUGGACCUCGCCUGGUGCACAAAGCUGCGGGACCGCAUGAAGCUUCAUCCAACUCCUGCGUACUGAGCACAGCAGCGAGGCCGGGGGGAACCGCAGUCAUGUCAGGACAGUCGAGCUUUGUCAACCCGUUCCACAGGACCCACAGCCUGGCUGCAGCCGCCCCUGCAGGCAAAGCUAAACUGACGCACCCCGGCAAGGCCAUCCUGGCAGCUGUGUGUGGUGUGGACCAGGAUGCAGGUCACUGAUGUUCAGGUGUGUCCUCUCUCUCCAAAUCCCAAGUGUGGAGUGGAGUUGUGGGAUGGACGCAUGCACGAGCGUCUUGAGUUUGCAUGAGCGAGUGUCAUCAAACGUGUUGACUGUCUCAGCAUGGGGCGGGAUCGCAGGCGGCAUCGAGAUCUGCAUCACCUUCCCCACAGAGUAUGUGAAAACACAACUGCAGCUGGACGAGAAGGCCAACCCCCCCAAGUACAAAGGCAUCGCUGACUGCGUGAAGCAGACGGUCCACAGUCAUGGCGUGAGAGGUCUUUAUCGAGGACUCAGCUCGCUGCUCUACGGCUCCAUUCCCAAAGCUGCCGUCAGAUUUGGAGUGUUUGAGUUCCUGAGCAACAAGAUGCGCGACGAGAGCGGGAAGCUGGACAGCAAGCGCGGAUUCUUGUGCGGCCUCGGCGCCGGCGUGGCCGAGGCCGUGGUGGUCGUGUGUCCUAUGGAGACGGUCAAGGUCAAAUUCAUCCAUGAUCAGACGUCAGCAAACCCCAAGUACAGAGGAUUCUUCCAUGGCGUGCGGGAGAUCAUCAGAUCUGAAGGACUCAGAGGGACCUAUCAGGGUCUGACGGCCACCGUGUUGAAGCAAGGAUCCAACCAGGCCAUCCGCUUUUACGUGAUGACCUCGCUCAGGAACUGGUACAAAGGUGACGACCCAAACAAAGCCAUUAACCCUUUGAUAACGGGGCUGUUUGGAGCUGUGGCCGGCGCUACCAGCGUGUUUGGGAACACUCCGCUGGACGUCAUCAAAACCAGAAUGCAGGGUCUGGAAGCACACAAGUACAAAAGCACAUUGGACUGCGCCGUCAAGAUCAUGAAGCACGAGGGUCCCAUGGCGUUCUACAAAGGUACCGUGCCCCGUCUGGGUCGGGUGUGCAUGGACGUGGCCAUCGUCUUCAUCAUCUACGAGGAGGUGGUCAAGGUCCUCAACAUGGUCUGGAAGACGGACUGAAAUUCGCCGCCCGCAUUCUGCACAGGGGAGACGAGUCUGGACAGGCGGUGGGCUCUCUCCCUUGAGUUCCAAACUGGAUUGCUCGUGAUUUUAUUUAAGCUCCAUCAAGCAGAAGCACUAUGUUUUUUUCCAUGAAAGGGGCUCACGCGAGACUAGGGUGUGGAAUUCUGCAAGGAAGGGAAGCAAUCUUCUUAACGUGUUCUAGAAAAAUAACUGAUUCAAUCAUGACAACAAAAUACUUGAAGAUGAGGAUGAAAAUGUUUUACAGCCUUUACUUAUCACUUAUGCAAUUCUAACUUCGCUUUUACCUUAAUGAUACGCUGCCACGGUACUCCAACUUAUUGAAAUAGCUGUUUUUAUGCUACCCAUUUUAUGCUGAAAUAUGCUAAACCUCAAGACAAAUGCUAUAAAAAGUGCCUACGUAUGUUAUGAGUGGGUUUUUUGGGUUAAAGAAUAAUGUUCUUUAAAGGAUUACUUUAAAAAUAUAUAUUCCAUUAACAGUGCCUUCCAUGUCAUUCCACAAAAGACGAUGCUUUGACAUAGAUUUUAUAUCAGAUGAACUAUAUAAUUUCUUCUCUGAAGACUGUAUGCAAUGUGCCAUGCCAGAGGGUGAAAUAUGCAGCUUGUGAUGACAUGCAAGAUGUUCAGUGUUUACUUGAUGCUCUCAGCACCACCGUGCACGUGUAAAUUCAUUUAUGUCAUAACAGAUUUUAUUUUCCCUCCUGUGCCUUCAGGGUAACCGAUUUUAAUGUGAAAGUAAACAUCAAUGUGACUGGAAA